ACACACGGAAGGAUUUCAUUCAUUAUUUUUUUGUAAAGUCACUGCACGGUGAAAAUCAUCUGAAACGAAAGUGGAAUACCACUAGCUGUGAACUCCUACCAGCAGAUGACAGGAAACUAAGGGGAUCAACAUGGCAGGAACCGGUGAAAUCGAUGAGGGCUUUUACUCCAGACAACUUUAUGUUCUGGGUCAUGAGGCGAUGCACCGGAUGGGAUCAGCUGAGGUCCUGAUCGCAGGGAUGAAGGGUCUGGGAGUGGAAAUAGCCAAGAACGUCAUUCUAUCCGGAGUAAAGUCUGUCACUGUGCAGGAUGAGGGGCAGGUUGAGUGGUCUAACCUGUCCUCACAGUUUUUCCUGCAAGAGGGAGAUCUUGGUCAGAACCGAGCCACAUCUUCACUCCCACAGUUGUCUGCGUUAAACCGUCAUGUGCUUGUGUCAUCACACACUGGACCACUAAAUGAGGACUUCCUUCUAAAAUUCCAGGUGGUGGUCCUGACUGACUCCUCCCUGGAUGAUCAGAAACGUUUUGGGGAGUUCUGCCAUAAACAUGGCAUUAAGUUUAUAGUUGCAGAUACAAAAGGGCUCUGCGGCCAGUUGUUCUGUGACUUUGGAGAGGAGUUUGAGGUUUUGGAUCGGGAUGGAGAGAUGCCUGCAUCACUCAUGGUUGAGCGAAUCACCAAGGACAAUCCCGGAGUUGUUAUCUGUGCAGAUGACCAGAAACAUGGACUUUUUGACGGUUCUAAAGUAAAGUUCUCUGAGGUCCAAGGCAUGACAGAGCUAAACAUAAGGGGCCCUGUGGAGAUCAAAGUCUGCGGCCCGUAUUCCUUUAGCAUCUGUGACACUUCUGGCUUUUCCGAGUAUGAACGAGGUGGCAUGGUGACUGAAGUGAAAGAGCCCCUCAUACUGAAUUUUAAACCACUGGGUGAGGCUCUAAAUGACCAUCAACUGCUAAUUUUGAACGACUACGGAAAAAUAUGCAGACAUAACACUUUGCACCUGGCGUUCCAAGCCCUACACAGGUUUGUGAAGGAACAGCAGCGGCUUCCUAAUCCUUGGUCACAGGCAGAUGCAGAUUCUCUGAUUAACAUCGUGAACGAAUUGAAUGAGGAUGCAAAGCUGGAAGAACUAGAUGAAGCUGCAGUGAGGCGCUUCUCCUACACCGCCCAAGGUGAUCUGGCUCCUAUGAACGCUUUCUUUGGAGGUCUGGCUGCUCAGGAAGUUAUUAAGGCAUGCAGUGGGAAGUUUACACCUCUACAACAAUGGCUUUAUUUUGACGCCCUGGAAUGUCUCCCUGAAGACGGAGGUUGUCUGGAAGAGAGCUCAUUCUCAUCAAAAGGCACAAGGUACGACGCUCAGAUUGUCGUCUUCGGCUCAGAGUUCCAACAAAAGCUCCUGAGGCAGAAGUAUUUCCUGGUUGGUGCUGGUGCCAUCGGCUGUGAGCUGCUAAAGAACUUUGCUCUCAUGGGGCUUGGUGCAGGAGAAGAAGGCCACAUCACUGUAACAGACAUGGACUACAUUGAAAAAUCCAACCUGAAUCGGCAGUUUCUGUUCAGAUCUAAGGAUAUUGGGAAACCCAAAUCUGAGGUUGCAGCCAAAGCAGUGGCAGAGAUGAACCCACAGAUUAACAUCACAGCUCACCAGAACCGCCUGGACCCUGACAGUGAGGGAGUGUACGACUACAGCUUCUUCAUGGGCCUGGAUGGAGUGGCUGCUGCACUUGAUAAUGUGGAAGCUAGGGUUUAUCUCGAUAAACGCUGUGUUCAGCACCAGAAGCCGAUGCUUGAAGGGGGAACUUUAGGAAGCAAAGGUCAUACUCUGGUGGUGGUACCUCAUCUGACUGAGUCAUAUGGACCGGCCAAAUCGAGCUCUGGUAAUGCUAUCCCACUCUGUACUCUGAAGAACUUCCCACACCGGAUUGAACACACACUGCAGUGGGCCAGGGACCAGUUUGAAGGACUUUUUAAACAAACACCGGAAAAUGUGAAUCUAUUCUUGAGGGAUUCAAACUUCAUAGAGCGAACUCUCGGCCAUGGGGAUGCUGAGGCCCUAGAGAUUCUUGAAGGCGUAUGGAGCAGCCUUCGGGAGAGGGAAGCUGGAGGACAGCGUCCUAAGAGCUGGGAGGACUGUGUGAACUGGGCACGACGCAAAUGGGAGACGCUGUACAACAACGAUAUCUGUCAGCUUCUGCACUGUUUUCCUCCUGGAGAGUUGACCGCCAAUGGUUUGCCCUUUUGGUCUGGAUCUAAGAGAUGCCCCCAUCCCCUGACAUUUGACCCUAACAAUACAACCCACAUCGAGUAUGUGAUGGCAGCAGCAAACCUGUAUGCACAGAUCUAUGGGAUCGAAGGGACGAGAAACAUUGCCUCUAUCAGAGAAACCUUAGAGACAGUCCAGGUUCCACCCUUUAGUCCCAAGUCCUCUGUAAAAAUUCAUCUCACUGACAAGGAGAUGGAGGAAGACAGAAAAAAAGAGGGAGAUGACAGUGACAAAGCCCGACUUGAGGAGCUGAAAGAAAAGUUGUCCUCACUGAAGAGUUCAGCUGAGAUGCACCCCAUUGACUUUGAGAAGGAUGAUGACACUAACUUCCAUAUGGACUACAUCGUUGCUGCAUCCAAUCUGAGAGCUGAAAACUACGACAUCCCUGCGGCUGAUCGCCACCAGAGUAAACGCAUUGCUGGAAGGAUUAUUCCUGCCAUUGCCACAACAACGGCAGCCGUGGCAGGCCUAAUGUGCCUGGAGCUGUUCAAACUGAUUCAGGAUCAGAAGAAGAUCACCUCCUACCGCACGGCUUACCUCAACCUGGCUGUACAGUACUUUGUCAUGUCCCAGCCAUGCCACCCACCGAGCUUCGAAGUCGCAGGAAAGAAGUACACCCUGUGGGAUGAUUUCCUUGUUGAAGGGAGACGUUGCAAUCAGCAGGAAAUGACCUUGGCAGAUCUCAUCCAGCAUGUGAAGGAAACCAAUGACUUGACCAUCUCUGGGCUUUUUUAUGGAACUGCUAUGCUAUACAUGGGACAAGAGGACAGGCUGAAAAUGAGAGUGUCAGAUUUAGUGAAACAAGUAACUAAGGCAGAAAUCCCUCCUCACAAGAAGAUGUUAGAAUUGAUCCCUUCGUUCAUUGAAGAUGAAGACUGUGAAACGGUACCUAGCAUCAGGUACAUGCUCCUGUGAUGAAUUCCAUAAAAAUAUAUUGAUUCUUCUGGUUUUACUCUCCUGAGUGGGGAUAUUAUUGAAUAACUAGUGACUAAUUAUAAUGAUUUAAAGCUACUCUUUUUGCCAAAAUUGCUGUAUGAAUGAUUUUACAGGUGUUUCUGUUUUUAUCUUUUCUUUACAAUGUGAACUUUAUUAAUGACUAUUUCCUUAAAAUCAGACCAAUUGUACAAAUAUUUAUGUACAAUUUUUACUCUUAUGUGAUAAAACAACUUUUUUUGCUUUUGUUCUUGUGACCUUCUGUUUCUUUGUUGAUUGAGACAAAAAUAUCUAUAAUGAUCUAAAUUAAAAUAGUUUUGGGGGAAAAUGUGGUUAUGUUAUUCUAAUGAAUGUUACUUGGGGGUCUCUCAUAUCUCUUUUUCUUUGAUCAGGGUUAAUCAUCUGAUGUAGUUGAUCCAAGUUAGCUGCCUUAAAUAGAGAUCAAAAUAGUGUUUAAUAUGAAAUCUUGAGAAAGAUACUUGACUUACUUAAA
Molecule: messenger RNA, 3680 nt
Organism: Cyprinodon variegatus (sheepshead minnow)
Lineage: Eukaryota; Metazoa; Chordata; Actinopteri; Cyprinodontiformes; Cyprinodontidae
Gene: uba7
Product: ubiquitin-like modifier-activating enzyme 1
Exons: 25
Coding region: 131-3169 (1012 amino acids)
Biological process (GO): protein sumoylation
Cellular component (GO): cytoplasm; SUMO activating enzyme complex
Molecular function (GO): SUMO activating enzyme activity
Source: RefSeq, a predicted model, not a curated record